CCUCAUUUCUCUCUCUUUCCGGAUUGAUUCGCACUCUCUGCAAUUCGAAUGGAAAUUGCGUGAUUUUUCUGAAAGAAUUAAAAGGGUUUGUUGCUUGAUCGAUUUGCUGAAUUGGGUCGCUCUCACUUGCUGUCGACGAUGAAGGUGACCGUAGUUUCGCGGAGUGGCCGAGAAGUUGUCAAGGGCGGCCUUGAGCUCACUGAUUCUGCCAUUGUAGCUGAUCUGCAGGAUGCAAUCUAUAAGCGAACCAAAAAGUUUUAUCCUGCAAGACAGCGGCUUACUCUCCCUGUCCAACCAGGAUCAAAAGAGAGGCCUGUUGUCCUUAGCUACAAGAAAAGUCUCCAAGAUUACAUCAGUGGGAACUCAGAUAACUUAACUGUGGUGUUCAAGGACCUGGGGCCACAAGUGUCCUACAGAACACUCUUCUUCUUUGAGUAUUUGGGCCCUUUGAUCCUUUAUCCCGUCUUUUACUACUUCCCUGUCUACAACUACUUGGGCUUCAAAGGUGACCGUGUCAUCCAGCCGGUUCAGACAUAUGCUCUAUACUACUGGUGCUUCCACUACUUCAAACGUAUUAUGGAAACAUUUUUCGUACAUCGCUUCAGCCAUGCAACCUCACCACUCUCCAAUGUAUUCCGGAAUUGUGCUUACUAUUGGAGCUUUGGCGCUUUCAUAGCUUAUUACCUGAAUCACCCACUUUACACCCCUGUUAGUGACCUCCAAAUGAAGAUUGGGUUUGGUUUUGGGAUAAUAUGUCAAAUCUCAAACUUGUAUUGUCAUAUCCUGUUGAGGAACCUGCGAAGCCCAGAUGGAAAUGGAGGAUAUCAAAUCCCACGGGGUUUUCUGUUCAAUAUUGUGACGUGUGCAAAUUACACAACAGAGAUCUAUCAAUGGUUGGGCUUCAAUAUAGCAACGCAGACAGUCGCUGGUUAUAUCUUUCUCAUAGUUGCCGCUUCCAUCAUGACCAAUUGGGCUCUUGCAAAGCACCGACGUCUUAAGAAGAUAUUUGAUGGGAAAGACGGAAGACCCAAGUAUCCACGCCGAUGGGUGAUCCUACCUCCAUUCCUGUAGAAGCGAUUGGCUCCUGGAUUCCAUUCCACCCAUGCUGGCUUGAGGGAGUUAAAAUCUGAUAUUUACCCCAUGAUUUAUCGUAGCAUUCCGUUUAGAUACUGUUCAUUUGAACUACUUAGGAUUCGCUUGUCGAUCUAUAAAAGAUAGGUCAUCUUGUUCUUCUUGUUUGAACUGUGUUGUAAUUUGCACUUGUUGACUAUGAAAUUUCUCCUUUCCCCCCCCUUAAA
Molecule: messenger RNA, 1298 nt
Organism: Pyrus x bretschneideri (Chinese white pear)
Lineage: Eukaryota; Viridiplantae; Streptophyta; Magnoliopsida; Rosales; Rosaceae
Product: very-long-chain enoyl-CoA reductase
Exons: 4
Coding region: 139-1071 (310 amino acids)
Biological process (GO): very long-chain fatty acid biosynthetic process
Molecular function (GO): oxidoreductase activity, acting on the CH-CH group of donors
Source: RefSeq, a predicted model, not a curated record